AGAAAAUCCCCCACCCGACCGCAUCUCCCCGAUUGCUCUGUCUCGACCACACGCUAGGUUAUCCCGCCCGUCCCCGGCUCGACCGCGCCGCCGCCACCGCCCGUCCCCGGCUCCACCGCGCCGCCGCCGCCCGUCUCCACCUCCACCGCGCCGCCGCAGCUGGUCCCCGCCUCCACCGCGCCGCCGUCGGGACCCUUGUCCACUGCGCCCCCCACCCGUCCUCCUCCAAUGGCGCGACUGCCACCGGGCCGUCCUCCCCUGCCCUAGCGGCACGGCUAUCGUGGGCAGCACCGCCUCCGGCUCCCUCCUACGCAUCUGCCGCCGCUGGUUACCACCGAAGCGGGGCACCACCUCCCCCUCUGCCCCACCCCACGCGGUUGGAAGAAAGCUGGAGCUAGCAGGGGAAAGUACCGACACAUGAACGGCGUACUUGGGAGCCUCAUUAAGGAGCAUUACCCUGGCAUGGUUACUUUGCCUGGGGAGGGCAAAGUUCCGGAGCCAGCAUGUACCUGGGACCACUACAAAGCCUAUGAGGAUCUUGGUGUAGCCAACAACAUCGAGUUUCACAACAAAGUCGAGCGGGUCUUUGCUGAACUUUGGGAUUUCUAUAGAUGCGAGGAUGGAAAGUUGGAGGAGGCACGAGCAGUUGUCAACAAACAUUGCCCGAAGCUUGUGCAUAAUCUGAUGCAUGAGGCGCGCCCUUUAGCCGUCCGCAAAUAUAUGGCAACUCAAGGCUAUAAGAGUCUUGAUAAGAAAGCCGGUAGGAGACUCCGUCUUGAGAAGGACAAGUACAUGGAGGUUACUCCGAGAUGGUGCGUCGAUAAGGGGGAGUGUUGGGAGCGGAUCGUGGACUAUUGGUGUUCCAAAGAGUACAGGGCGAAAAACAAAGAUUAUAGAAAUCGGCGAGCCGCAAUGCUGGAUCCACCACAUCAUCAAGGCAACUUGAACGUUAUGGAGUUCGGUGAACGUUGGGCGUCUCACCAUAAUGCUCCACUGCCCAACCUUUUCGUCUUGUAUGCUUUGGCCCAUAAGGCACCGUACAGAACAGUCAUGCCUUACGAUGAGAAUGACACAGCGUCCGCGUACUCCAGCAAGACCGCCUACGAUCGGAUGGAGAAAUUUAAAGGGAUGGCAAAAGAGUUGAAAGGGCCCGAGUAUGAUGUGACAACAGAGCCUCUUGACCACGCGUUGGUCAUGAUCUCUGGAGAAGGCAGGAAACAUGGCAAGGAAGCAAUUGCAGGAGGCAUGUUCCCUAGUUCCUCCAGUAGCUCUCUCCCUGAAUACAAAGCUCGGUUAGGUAUCUCAAAAUCUUCUACAUGUAAACGCUCGACUCCAACUAUGGUUGAGAUGGAGGCCCGACUGGCGGAGUUGAGGCGAGUGGCGGCGGAGGAGAGGGCGGAGGAGAGGCGACUGGCUGAUGAGAGGACGCAGCAAGCGGUGCAGCAGGCGGUGCAGCAGGCGGUGCAGCAGGCGGUGUUGGCACAAACUAGUCAAUGCUUUGCAAUGUUUGCGGCUUAUUGUACCCAGAAUGGUAUGCCCGCUAUGACGAUGCCUCAUCAAUCAGGCCAUGGAUCUAAUACUGAUGGAUCUUCACAUGCACGAGGCCCAAGCGACAACAACCUUGGUGGUUCUCCGAAUGUAUGAGAUCGAGUAUGGUUGGUGGUUCUUUUGUCUGUUUGGCAUAUUGAUGAUUUCAAGCACGUUAUUUGUUCUUGUGCCAAAACGUGACAGUCACCAUUCAAUCUUGUAUGCUAUGGAACUUUGUCCUGGGACUAUAUGCUAUGGAACUUUGUUCAUUGUUGCUUAUAUUUGCUAUGGAACUAUA
Triticum aestivum (bread wheat) is the source of this 1825-nucleotide messenger RNA. RefSeq lists its product as uncharacterized. Gene Ontology annotation, biological process: transposition. The coding region runs from base 418 to 1644 and encodes 408 amino acids. The transcript is spliced from 7 exons. The record is from RefSeq and is a predicted model, not a curated record. Lineage: Eukaryota; Viridiplantae; Streptophyta; Magnoliopsida; Poales; Poaceae.